Messenger RNA from Daphnia pulex (common water flea), 1791 nucleotides. RefSeq names its product cytochrome P450 4c3-like. Gene Ontology annotation, molecular function: monooxygenase activity; heme binding; iron ion binding. The record is from RefSeq and is a predicted model, not a curated record. Lineage: Eukaryota; Metazoa; Arthropoda; Branchiopoda; Diplostraca; Daphniidae. Bases 68 to 1651 code for a protein of 527 amino acids. The transcript is spliced from 13 exons.
UUGACGACCCUUGAGUUCAGUCGCAAUUUAGCUGUUGCCUUGUCAGUUUGUAUGAACAAACAUCAUCAUGGCCGUCCAAAUCGUUUCUGAUUUUUAUAAUUUGUUUCCGAACAAAUUAACGCUAGUCUUAACCAUAGCAAGCAUCGUACUCUUUGCUGUUGGCAAUGCGUUAUUCCGGCGUUACAAGUACGUUCAACGAUGUUCCAAAGUCCCCGGGCCGCCAGCUCAGAUUCCGCUAUUUGGAAGCGCCACGGAGUUCGUCCUCCCACCUGAACAGAUCAUGCCUCAUGCCUAUGAGCUAUACCAGAAAUAUAACAAAAGUUCAAUUAUACGUAUCUGGAUCGGACCUCAACCCUGGUUUCUACUCGGCGGUGCUGAAAGUGCAGAGGUGGUGCUAAGUAGCAAUAAAAUUAUUGACAAGGGUCCAGAAUAUGACUACAUCCAACCUUGGCUAGCCACUGGUCUCUUGACGAGCACAGGUCAAAAAUGGCAUCAGAGGCGCAAAUUGUUGACGCCAACGUUUCACUUCAAAAUUCUCGAAGAUUUUGUCCAAGUCUUCAACGAGCAAAGUGCCGUUCUCGUCCAACGACUAAACGAGAAAGUCGGCCAAGAUUUUGACGUUUUCCCAUACAUCACCCUCUGUACACUUGAUGUCAUUUGCGAAACGGCAAUGGGGCGCCACGUCGAUGCUCAGAGCAACACAGAUUCCGAAUACGUCAAAGCUGUUUACAACAUGGGCCACAUCAUCCAAGCGCGUCAAACUCGGCCAUGGCUUCAACCGGAUUGGCUAUUUCGUCUGUUUCCUCUCGGAUCUGAGCAAAAGAGGUGCCUGUCCAUUCUCCAUGGAUUCACUGAUCAGGUGAUUCGUGAGCGAAAAAAUGAACACAAGUUGCGCAAAGCUCAGCAACAGAAAAAGACCGAGACGACGCCAAAUGGAGAAGACGAUUUCAUUUCAAAGAAACCGCGUUUGGCUUUUCUUGAUCUUUUAAUUGAAGCCUCGCAAGAUGGCAAAGUUCUCAGUGAUCUUGACAUUCGUGAAGAAGUUGACACUUUCAUGUUUGAAGGACAUGACACGACGGCAGCUGCCAUCAACUGGUCCCUCCUUCUUAUCGGCAACCAUCCUGAAGUACAGGAACAAAUCAAUGAGGAAAUGUUACGAGUAUUCGGCGACUCUGAUCGCCCAGUCACCAUGACGGACUUGAGCGACUUAAAAUACCUCGAGUGUUGCAUCAAAGAAGCCCUGCGUCUUUAUCCCAGCGUUCCGUUCUUUAGCAGGAUAUUGAUGGAGGAUGUUGCCGCCUGCGGAUACGUUCUUCCAGCCGGAGCAUCAGUGGUGGCAAUGUCUUAUGUUAUCCACCGUGAUCCAAAGUACUUUCCCGAACCGGAGUGUUUCAAGCCGGAACGUUUCUUCCCGGAAAACAUUAUUGGUCGACAUCCGUAUGCCUAUGUCCCAUUCAGCGCUGGCCCACGCAACUGUAUCGGUCAAAAAUUUGCUCUGAUGGAAGAAAAGAUUAUCCUUGCUUCCGUCUUACGCCGUUUCCACGUAAAGGCCUUGGACAAGCCAAGUGACGUGCCAAUCGUUACUGAAUUAAUCCUGCGUCCCCUAGACGGAAUUCGACUCCGAUUGACUCUCAACAAGAAGUCAACAUAAACGAACGUUUCCUUCUGCGAAUAUUACUUUAGUGAUGUGAUGAAAAAUCUAUUCAAAAGCUAUUUUAACUAUUUUGAUCAUAGCUAAUAAAAUGUAUUGCUGUAGAAGAAGAACUGUAUAAUAAAGAAUUUAAGACAUAA